CUGACGCUGGUGCUGGUGGCUGUCGUGGCCUUUCUGUGCAUCUACCUGGACGUGCUGUGGUACAUGCGUAUGACGUGGCAGUGGACACAGACGAAGCGGAGAGCUUGGCACAACCACCCUGAAGAGCAGGAGACGGGUCUGCAGUUUCACGCGUUCAUUUCCUACAGCGAGCGUGAUUCGUUGUGGGUGAAGAACGAGCUGAUCCCAAACCUGGAGAAGGGGGAGGGCUGCGUGCAGCUGUGCCAGCACGAGAGGAACUUUAUCCCCGGGAAGAGCAUUGUGGAGAACAUCAUUAACUGCAUCGAGAAGAGCUACAAGUCGAUCUUUGUGUUGUCUCCCAACUUUGUGCAGAGCGAGUGGUGUCACUAUGAGCUGUACUUUGCCCAUCACAAAUUAUUCAGUGAGAACUCCAACAGCUUAAUCCUCAUUUUACUGGAGCCGAUCCCUCCGUACAUUAUCCCUGCGAGGUAUCACAAGCUGAAGGCUCUCAUGGCCAAGCGAACCUACCUGGAGUGGCCAAAGGAGCGGAGCAAGCGUGCCCUUUUCUGGGCUAACCUG
Messenger RNA from Charadrius vociferus (killdeer), 558 nucleotides. Its product is annotated as toll-like receptor 1. The annotation marks the transcript as partial. The transcript has a single exon. Lineage: Eukaryota; Metazoa; Chordata; Aves; Charadriiformes; Charadriidae. The record is from RefSeq and is a predicted model, not a curated record. Gene Ontology annotation, cellular component: membrane. Gene Ontology annotation, biological process: immune response; cellular response to bacterial lipopeptide; inflammatory response. Gene Ontology annotation, molecular function: Toll-like receptor 2 binding; lipopeptide binding; transmembrane signaling receptor activity.